UGCCAGCCUGCAAGUACAUCUCACCUGUGUUUACACUGACGAUCUUCCAGCGACAUGUAAAAUUAGAAGAAUCUGGAAGUAAGCGACACAUCAUCACUAUGGGCCUCCCAGCGGCUGUUCUCCUAUUAUCCACCACGGUCUCCCUAUUGGGCGGACUGAUAUUUGGGUACGAACUAGGAAUCAUUUCUGGAGCCUUACUUCAGCUGAAAAAUGAUUUUCAUCUUACCUGUUUGCAGCAAGAGGCGUUGGUGAGCGCAGUUUUAAUCGGCGCCCUUUUCGCGUCGCUCAUAGGAGGAUUCCUGAUUGACCGAUCUGGACGACGGACGUCUAUACUGGCGAGCAAUAUGGUGGUGUUGGCAGGGAGCACAGUUUUAAUACUUUCCACAUCCUUUUGGUCUUUGGUGGUCGGACGCGUCACCAUUGGCUUUGCCAUAUCCAUAUCCUCGAUGGCGUGCUGCAUAUAUGUUUCGGAAAUUGUAAAGCCGCACCAGAGAGGCACACUUGUGUCUCUUUAUGAAACUGGGGUUACACUUGGGAUUUUACUUUCCUAUGGCAUGAACUACUUCUUAUCCGGCCUGCACUUAGGCUGGAAGUACAUGUUUGGGUUGGCAAUUUCACCGGCUAUCUUCCAGUUUAUCAGCAUUCUGUUUCUUCCAUCCAAGCCCCCAAACGUAAACAUGUUAGACCGAGAAUCCCAGAACGGUAUGAUUCCAUUAAAUGAACUUCAGGAAGCUGGAGACAUCAAGCCCAUCUCCUCCAUUAGAGAUUACUCUUUCCUUGACCUCUUUCGUUCAAAGGACAACAUGCGGAUGAGGACGCUGGUGGGUUUAGGGCUAGUUUUGUUCCAACAGCUAACUGGCCAACCCAAUGUACUUUAUUACGCGUCAACCAUAUUUCGAUCUUUGGGUUACCAGAGCAACUCUUCAGCAGUCUUGGCUUCUGUAGGUCUUGGUGUUGUGAAGGUCCUCUCAACGUUGGUUGCCAUGAGUUGUGCCGACAAAGCAGGACGGAGAGUCUUGCUUCUCGCUGGAUGCGCCAUGAUGACCGUUUCAGUUACCGGGAUUGGGAUUGCAAGCUUCACGAUCAAUCUGAACACUCACAAGGGCUGUGAAUCCCUCACGCCAAUAAAUGCAUCUUCAAAUUCUUCUGUCAAAUUGGAAUCCCUUGGCGACAUAACCACUUCCUUCGAAGCCCAGCACGGAGUCCCAGUGACCAGGUUGGAGGGCUCCACUGCACUGCUCUUUACCAAGAAUGCAACAGGGCCGUCUAGUCGGUCUUCUGCAUGGACGGCAUAUUCGACUCACUCCAGCAGUGAGCAACCAGAAUCCUUUUCUAGAAACCAGAGACUCCCCAGUCAUGCUGGGUUGACCUGGAUUACUCUUUUGAGUUUGAUGGCAUUCGUAAGUGCUUUUUCUAUUGGAUUUGGACCAAUGACGUGGCUGGUCCUCAGCGAGAUCUACCCUCCAGAAAUAAGAGGCAGGGCAUUCGCCUUCUGUAACAGCUUAAACUGGGCAGCCAACCUGCUGAUCACAUUGACAUUUCUGGAUGUUAUCGAAUCUAUAGGUCUUUCCUGGACCUUCCUCCUGUAUGGCUUGAUGGGAGCGUUUGCAAUAAUAUUUAUUUACUACUUCAUUCCGGAGACCAAAGGACGUUCUCUGGAAGAGAUUGACAAGGAGUUCUCUGAUAAAAGUUUCUUCUCCGGCAGACGGGCGUGGAAUAAUCGCGGUGGUGAAUGCUUUUCUAGCCAUCAGUACCAAAGAAUGGGACAAUCGACCACCUCUGACUCCAGCUCAUCCAGCUGCUCCUGAUGGCUUGGUGGAGACG
This is a messenger RNA of Nanorana parkeri, 1824 nucleotides long. It is a transcript of the gene SLC2A10, whose product is annotated as solute carrier family 2 member 10. Gene Ontology annotation, cellular component: membrane. The coding region runs from base 99 to 1808 and encodes 569 amino acids. Gene Ontology annotation, biological process: transmembrane transport. The transcript is spliced from 6 exons. NCBI's taxonomy places the organism in Eukaryota, Metazoa, Chordata, Amphibia, Anura, Dicroglossidae. Gene Ontology annotation, molecular function: transmembrane transporter activity. The record is from RefSeq and is a predicted model, not a curated record.